Podarcis lilfordi (Lilford's wall lizard) is the source of this 1458-nucleotide messenger RNA. The record is from the annotation of a GenBank genome assembly. NCBI's taxonomy places the organism in Eukaryota, Metazoa, Chordata, Lepidosauria, Squamata, Lacertidae.
AGCCGAUAUGCGCCUAGUGCCUCGGAGGAGGGCAGGGGAGCAGGAGGAGCGGGGAGGGGGCGACGAGACGGGGCUCCUCUCUUCGGCGAGGCAACGGAGGAGAGCCCGGCUGCGGAAGAGGAGGGGACGGAGAGCAGCGGCGACGCGAGGCACAGGCGCGGCGGAGACGGUGUGUCUGUGUCCCGGGCAAUAUGGCGGCUCUAGCAGGGUUCGGCCAGCAGCGGCGGCGGCGCAGACUCCGACUCAACGCAGCGGCGCCGGCCCCGCCACCCAAACAGCGUCCGCGGCGGCGAGCGUGACCCCCCUCCCUUUCCUGCGUGUCAGGCAGUCCGUCACUCCCACUUGCCCCCCUUCCGUGUUCCCGAGGCUGAGCAGGCACCAGUUUAAGCCUUGCCUUGUAUGGGCGGAGAGCAGCGAGGACGGGGGUCGCUGCUGCUGAGGGGGCGAUGUGUGUGAGGGGGGGCUUUCUCCCUGGUGUGGGGGGGGAGGGGGCGGAGCGGCGCCCGCGUCGGUGAGGGACGGGCGACGACGGCGGCCGAGCGGGGCCUGCCUUAAGCUGGGCCAGGCCGCGCUCACUGAGGCGGGGGCAGCUAGCACGGUCGUUUCAUUUCGGUUGGGCUCGGUUUUGGCUCCAUUGUGACCCGCGGUGCGAAGAGCGCCGCCGCGGAGAGCCCGGAUAAUGACGUCACCUUUUCGUGCUUGGAGGGGGGGAAGAAACAGAAUUGACCCUCCCCUUCCUCUCCCCUCCCCUUCCCCUCCGUCCCAGGGGCCAGCCAAAGGCUGACGCGUGGGUGGGGCGGCAAGAGAAAGAGGGAGGAAGAAAAAGAAAAGAAGCUCCGGCCGGGCUGCUGAAGAGAGGGGGAAACGGGAUUCAGUUACAGCGGCUGCAAACCUGGGGAAACUGAGCAAGAGCCCUUCAAAGGCCUCGAGGCGUUAUCGGCUGGAGCGUCCUCUCAGUGCGCGGGCUGGAUAGACAGGCGUUGCGCAUCAUCAUCAUCAUCACCGCCAGAGGAAAUUAUUCUGCACAUCUCCGUCGUCUGGACAAAACCACCGGAAGCAGCUCUGAAGAGAGCAGAAGUAGUGCUGGGUGUAAAAGAGCCGAGAGGAGUGGUGUUUCUGUGUUCUGCCAGAUUGAGAGGACUCGUCCCUCUUUGUUACUAUUAUUUUAAAAUAAUAAUAAGCAGUGGGACGUCUGCCUCAUCUUGGCAAGAUGCAUAAAUGUCUCCAGACUACAUUUGUACUCAGCACUUUUAAAUUUCACAGACUCCUUACGUUCUUAGACCUGGGAAAAAUAUUUUACAUAUAGUGGCUCACGUUUCAUUGCUAACAUUACUGUUUUGGCUUUACCUCACACCCAUUGCGCUUUCUGUCAUCUUUUUAUUCUGUAGCUUAUGAUGUUAUUUUGUUAUCUUCCUGGACAUGAGUUGGAAUUAAAAACAUCUUGCUAGUUGGAAUGCA